Messenger RNA from Sungouiella intermedia, 2721 nucleotides. NCBI's taxonomy places the organism in Eukaryota, Fungi, Ascomycota, Pichiomycetes, Serinales, Metschnikowiaceae. The record is from the annotation of a GenBank genome assembly.
AUGGCUAAACCGAGAAAGCCGACUCUACCAUUGACCUCAACUAAUUCCGAUUCUGAUCGUAUAGUUACGUCUAAAGUGUGGCAGUUGAUCAAUGCACUCAACCUGCGACCGGGAUCAGAAUCCUUAUCUACGCAUCCUAAGUCUAAGGACGAAACUGAGAGUACAGGUCUAGACGCUACCAAAGGAACAAGACGCCGUAAAUUGAAGGCGAAGUCACAGGUAGUGAAAACUGAAUCACCUGCAAAAGUUGUUGAAUCACCCAACAAGAGGACGAAAGGUUCAAGAGGUCAAAUCAUUAAAUCCCUACCGAUCAAGUCAAACGGAAUCGGGCAACAAUCGCAGACCACACCACUUGAACUAGAGCAAGUAAAACAUGAGGAUUCAAUUCUCACCAAGCACCUACCGAAGAAGACUCCCGCGAGAACUGAAGUGAGGAGGUCACAAAGGAGUAGGACCAAUCAUUUCAAGAAAGUGGAACAAGAGGAGUACUCUGAAAGAGUACUUGCUGGGAGAUCAAGUAAAAUGAAACUUCAGAACCCUGGAAAAGUUAGGGCUCCCUUGGGAGAGAUUGGGAUUCGUCGGACAAGACAAAACACUAGUUUGGAUGGAAUUAUAUUCGAUGAUUCAAUUUUGAAUGCUAGGACCAAGAGGAGUAAGUCUCACUCAACACGAAAAUCUCAAGAGAUUCACGAAGUAGUCAAGGAAGAUCUAGAAAGUCACAAGUUCGUGAAGAAGAGCCUAGCAAGCGAAAAGAAUUCUCCGGGCCAGAAUGGUCCUCCAGGCAAAAAAGGAGGCCCAAGUCAAACAGAUCCUCUAAUUCAGAAAGACAUCGCAGUUCAAAAAAUCAUUACUGAAGUGGAUAAGAAUGAAUCGUUCGAGGCAUCUUUUCUCAGGGUCAAAUUGCCUGAAGUAUCGAGUAUCAUUUCCCUGAAUGAAAAUGCAGAAAACCUGAACUUUGAGCUUGCGAAACUGGAGAGAACCUUUGUGAGUCUACCGCGCAUUCCAAUCAGUCUUCUUGUAAACGAAAAGGACUCGAUUGAGACAACAGUAGAGAAUACGGGACAACUUUUGGUAGUGGAGAAAGAGCAAGUGGACGUAGCAUCCUUAUUGACCGAGAAGGGAACGGAGGUAACAGCAAAAAAAAUUGUCAAUCAAGAAGCACCCGAACUGAGAGACGGGAAGGAGUACGAGGAUUCAAACACAGAAGCCCCUCUUCGGAAUAAAGCGUCCACCCCGCUUCAAUCUAACCAUGGCUACAAUUCAGAUGCAUUUGUGAAUAAACGAAAGAAGAGAUUCAAAAGAUAUGAAAAGUCUCACCGCAGAGUCAUCAUUAACCCAUCUUCCGAAUCUGAAGCUAGCCUCUCCUCUCUGCUGGAAAGCGAGGCAGAUUCACAGAAGGUGGAGUUCGUGGGGAACGGAAGUGUUGAUUAUACAAAUUUGGAAAGGCUGAUGAUUGAAGAACUCGUGCGAGACCAAACACUGCUUGAAGCUCAGCGUCCAAUCGACAUUGACGAUGAAGAAGACGACAAUCAAGAGGUGGAUGCUGAUGGAACAGUCGACAUAGAGGAGAAGGGAAAUGAAGUUCAAAGAGAAGUAGGAGAUUGUGAUGGGCAAGAAAAGGAAGCUGUGUUGCUCAAAGCUGUUUUGCAGGAAGAUGAAAACACUAAAGAAAAACAAGUUACAAACGACUCUGAUGAAAAUGAGGAUAUAUUGCCAGUGGAUGCAUCGACUGUUGAGCAUAUUUUCAUCAAUAAGCAUCACUCCAAGCGUCGCAAAAUUAACCAGAAGAGAAAGAGCACCGCGAGAAAGCUAUUUCGUGAACAAAGAAACAAGCAGUACGGCAAUGAGCAUGGAACACCUCAGCUUACACUUCAGCCUACGGAUACAGCUGCUCCUCAACCUGCUACGGUAAAGCUUUUCGUCCCAGAAGAUGAUGAAGCACCUGAAAAAGUUCAAGUUCAUGCAUUAGCGGAUAAAUCUGAGGAUUCCAGUGCAGCUGCUCCUGAGGGUACAACACUUUCUGUCAAGAGCGAGAGCAUAAUCCAAGAGACUCAACAAGCAUCACUAGAGGUAAUAUCAAACAGAAAUGGCGAUGGCAGAGGUCCAGCCACAAGAGCACUAUCUUAUUCUCUUCGCUCUCCACCACCAGAGAAGAUCCUUGCCGAAAAAUCACCAACCAUACAACGCACUCAGGUCCCGAACUCUUCGCCACCACAUAUGGGCGGAACUUUUAAUGCCGAUGCACUUAGAGCAGCAUUUGGGGCGCCAUUGGCAACUCUGACACAAUAUUUAUCGCAGGCUGAACCAAAUUUCACCGACCCACAAGUACUGCGAUCCUCACAUGGAGUCAAUUCCUCAGAUCACAUCCUCAUUCCAAAUUCUUCAUAUUCGAUGUCAGAAAAAUCGCAGAAUUUGGCCGAUACAAGUGGUUUGGCAAUCAACAGCUCACUGAAUAGCAGAUCUUCGUUCAAUAAGCUGACGUCCACGCCUCUUCGCAAAAGUCGUGGAACGCAGACAGAGAAUCGUGAACCAUUCACUUUGAAUGCCCUGCCUAUUUCAUCGAAGAUUUAUGCUCCAAAAGUGCAGAAGAUUAAGCUUAUACCACUCUCAAAAGAGGACAAGCCCGCUCCACUUCAGACAUUGGCCGAGCAAAUCCGAGAACGGUUCCAGAAAGCUGGUAAUGUCUAUGUAGGUUUUGUUGAUGAAGCUGACUCGGAAUAG